GUUGACCUGUUUCCCAAUCUUUCUUUUCCACCUACGCCACAGAUGUGAGAAAUUCUAUUCAAUAACUAAUAAGCAAUGAAUGAGCAGUUAUUGUUUUGUUGUUCACAGCAUUGACCCUUAACACUUGGAAUGUACCGUUCAAAAGUAGGAAUACUGUGGUGAUUUGGAAUUUUAGUUAAUAAAGUGUUAAUGGAGAAUGGAUGAAAAAAGGUUUUUCAUUUUUUCUUUAUAGUUCAUAACACACCUGACCGUACACUGAGUAGUUUUUCCUACUGAUUGAACUUUCUUGAGUGUUACAAUUAUUAAGACAUCUUUAUUAAUUAAGUGAGAAUUUCAAGUAGGUAAAUCAUGUGGCUUAAGUUAUUUACAUUUGUAGUGGCACUUUGUGCAAGACAUGCACUGGCUUCGGAAUGAUCUUUAUAAUCUGAGGAGCCAUCUUCUUAGAAGUAUCUGUUGACACUGCAUAUUUCAUUUGGUGAUUGAUGUUGCAAGAUUACUUCACAUUUAGAAGUUCAAUAAGUUUUGAUUAUUCAGAGUGUUACUCUAUUUUCUUUUUCCAUAUUAUUCAGUGAUUCUCAUUAGUUUGCUGAUCUUAUUUGCUGUGUUCUUGGAAUCAUGAUUGGUACUGCUAUAAUGAAGAUGCAGAGAAAAGAACUGAAGUUUAAAAAGAAGCAAGUAAAACAUGUAAAAGAAGUUGCUAAGUUUGAAAUAUGUCGUAAUAACAUACUACAACAAGAACUAUGUUGCUUAAGGCAGGAUUUUGUUCAAAUUUCGCAUCGCCUGGAUGUACUAAAUAACUGUUUCUUACAUUGGGGUGAAGGUAGUGAUGACCUAGAAAAGAGCAUACACAAGUUUUUUCCCCCUGCUUUGUUGUUGCAUUGCUACGAGAGCUUGCAGGAGUAACUAUACCACCUGAAAGAAUCUAUGGUCUGGGAACUAAGUGAGAACAUUUUUAAGUAUAUAUAUAUUGUGUGUUAUUACAAAUGAAAAUUACUCUAGCUGGUCUUUUAAGCACCCCUCUCAAAUUUCAGAUAAUCAACUUAUUUAAACUAUUCUUAUUUAUAUUACCAAACAAUCUAACACAAUCUCUUUUUUCUUUUUGAUUUUUUAUGCGUAUUUGUUUUCCUAUAUGUUUUUGAUAAG
This is a messenger RNA of Camellia sinensis, 1143 nucleotides long. NCBI's taxonomy places the organism in Eukaryota, Viridiplantae, Streptophyta, Magnoliopsida, Ericales, Theaceae. The record is from RefSeq and is a predicted model, not a curated record.